Molecule: messenger RNA, 2326 nt
Organism: Salvia hispanica
Lineage: Eukaryota; Viridiplantae; Streptophyta; Magnoliopsida; Lamiales; Lamiaceae
Product: protein THALLO-like
Biological process (GO): maturation of SSU-rRNA from tricistronic rRNA transcript (SSU-rRNA, 5.8S rRNA, LSU-rRNA)
Cellular component (GO): small-subunit processome; nucleolus
Source: RefSeq, a predicted model, not a curated record
GCUGCGAGUGAGAGGGUUUUGUGUUGGCCGUUUUCAUAGGUUGUCAAUAUUUAAUCUCUACUCCUCCGCCGUCAUUUUCCGGCCACUGCUCCGCCUCUCUCCGUAGACGCCAACAUCUUCCUCAACGUUUUGGAACCCUUUCAGAUAGUUGUGAUUUCCCCCCCACUAGCUAGCUUAAAAAUCAUGGUGAGAAAAAGCGGCAAGUUCAAGAAGAAGGAAGAUAAGAAAAAUUCAAUUCGAUUUGAUUCUGAUAAUGAAGACAUGAUGGACGACGACAUUGAUGUUUUCCACAAGAACAGGGAUGUUGUACCACUGAACAUAAACGAGGAUGUGGAAGAAUCCGAUGAGGAUGCCGAGCAGCCUGUGCUUGAUUUUGAGGAUGAUGAUGAGGAAGACGGACACACUGACGAUGACGAUGACGAUGAUAAGCCGCCAAGGGGUCUGGCUGCAAAAAUUGCAAGAACACAAAAGUUUUUGCGGGCUAAAUUUGGCGAUGUUGAGGAUGGAGCUCUUGAUGAUGCUGAUGAAGUAGAACCAGGAAGGGAUUUUUGGGGUAAAAAAAGUGACCUGUAUGGUGCUGAUGUUGGCAAUGAGCCACAAUCAAGCGAUGAUGAAGAUGCAGCUGAAGAGGAGGAUGCGGUUUUGAAACGACAAAUGACAAUAGCGAAUAAUCUAUCAAUGGAGGAUUAUGGUGUUGAAGAUACUAGCCAAGAUGAGAUUGAUAGGGAGCUCACAUUUCAGGAAAUCUUGGACCAUGGAAAUGCCCCAUCAAAAGCUUCUCUCGACAAAGAAAUCAAGGAUGAAGAAGGAAUGACAUAUGAAAUAGUAAAGAAAGAUUUAAAUGCAUUGACAAAGGAAGAGCAAAUGGAUGUUGUGUACAGCUCUGCUCCGGAGUUAAUUGGCCUUUUAUCAGAGCUGAAAGAUGCCCUUGAGCAACUUGAGAACAAAGUGAACCCACUUGUGGAAAAGAUUACACGACAAGAGAGUGGAAAGAAGGGAACGAUGCCCUAUAUAGAGGUCAAGCAGCUUCUAUUGCAAUCCUUUUGCCAAGCUAUAACCUUUUAUCUUCUUCUCAAGUCCGAGGGGCAGCCUGUUCGUGAUCACCCAGUUGUUUCUCAUCUUGUUGAGAUCAAGAGUUUAUUGGAUAAGAUAAAAACCAUAGAUGAUAACCUUUCUUUCGACAUGGAAGAAAUUUUAAAGAAGGAAAUGAAUGGUGCAGGAGCUGUUAAGAUAUUGGAAAAAACUGCUCCAGUAGAAUCCGAUUCUUUAAAAAACAGUGAAAUGUGUUCCAUUGUAGCAUCUGCAGAACAAGCAACAGUAGAGCCCAACAGAGAAGUUUUGUUGAAUACCUUAAAAGAAGCUAAGAGGUCACAAAACAAGCAUCAAGAUAAGCAAGUCGGACCACAAAGCAUGGAAAUGUUAAAAAUAAGAGCUUCUCUAGAGGAGAAAUUGAAACAGCAAGGAGUUUUUAGUUCCAUGGCACCAAAGGCUGCUAAGUCUAGUAAAAAUCAACAACCAGUGAACAGGCAACUUGAGACAUUUGAUGAUUUUGUUGAUGAAGCCAUGGAAAUAGAUGGUGCGUCAAAGGGAGGGGGCAAUGGGGAUGCAAUUAAGAAAAUGAUUCUUCGCCCAAAUAAACGCAAGUUUGCUGCUGGUGAUGAUGAUAUACCCAAACGAGAUGAUAUUGGGGAAAGGCGAAGAAAGCAUGAGCUACGAGUUCUGGCUGGAGCUGGAAUUAAAUCUGGUGAUGAUGUUGAAGACGAGACCCGUAGCCUCUCUAGUGACGAAGCUGAUGAUGCUAACGAAGAUAGUGAUGCUGAUUCUGAUUUAGAAUUCUACAAACAAGUGGAAAGCAAACAUGCUGCAAGGCUUGCUGAAAAAUCUGCCAAAUACUCCAGAGUUGCGGAAGUUCCAUCACUGACAGAUACUGUUGCUGAUGAUGGAAAGCGCCAUAUCACUAAUCAAAUUGAAAAGAAUAGGGGUUUAACUCGUGCCCGCAAGAAACUGACUAAAAAUCCUAGGAAGAAGUACAAGUUGAAGCACAAAAAGGCAGAAGUGCGUAGAAAAGGGCAGGUUCGAGAGAUCAGAAAGCCAACAGGCAGCUAUGGAGGUGAAGCAUCUGGUAUUAAUGCAGGGAUCAGCCGCAGUGUCAGAUUCAAGAACUAGUAGAGAUAGCAGGAUGCUUUAUGUCUCUUGCAGUUUGUUCAACCUCAGAUUUACAGGCAUUGUACCAAUUAGUGCUUGCUUGCAAUUUUGACUAAUUUGUAACCUAUUAGUUAGAGCAUUGGAAAAAAAAUUCAAGUUUGGCCAAUAGUUCAUUGCUGUA